Messenger RNA from Aspergillus versicolor CBS 583.65, 2333 nucleotides. Its product is annotated as fungal specific transcription factor domain-containing protein. Gene Ontology annotation, molecular function: DNA-binding transcription factor activity, RNA polymerase II-specific; zinc ion binding; DNA binding. Gene Ontology annotation, biological process: regulation of DNA-templated transcription; DNA-templated transcription. The coding region runs from base 261 to 2222 and encodes 653 amino acids. The transcript has 6 exons. Lineage: Eukaryota; Fungi; Ascomycota; Eurotiomycetes; Eurotiales; Aspergillaceae. The record is from RefSeq and is a predicted model, not a curated record.
GUCCACUCAUCGCUGGCUCGCGUCCCUCCGGCUCUGCUGUUGGGUCUUGAUACCAGCGACCUGGGUCUGACGAUGACUUAUUAAAGCGCCUGGUGGGACACUUUUCCGAGAUGUCCGUUGGGCCUGCGGACUUUUUGUCAAAGACACCACCAUCCGUUCACCUCCCGCCCCCCCUGCCAGCGCCAACUGCUGGUCCAGACCAAAGAACCCAAGAAGUCUGAGGUAAACGUCUGGCUUUAGCUCCUCGCCUCGUCUCUUUGAUGUCCAACUCGCUGUCGUCGCGCAACCCCGCUCCGCCCCUGGGCGUCGAGGCCCAGAAUGCCGCGACUGACGAGGGCGCCUCUGGGCGCAAGCACAAGACCACGGCCUGCGAGGAAUGCAAGAAGAAGAAGCUCAAGUGUCGGGGCGACCCGCCGUGUCAGCACUGCGUCGCCAACAACAUUGAAUGCCGCGUCGACGAAAUGGCCGAUCAGCGCCGCAAACUGCCCCAGAAACGUAAACUUGAGGGUCUGGAGCAAUCCAAUGACAUCCUGAUGCGCAUUCUCAGCGCGAUCCGCGACAGCGAGAACAAGCGCGUCGCCCAGCUGAUGAGCCUUAUCCGGAGCCACCCCUCCAUGUCCGAACUGCACAAGUUCCUCCAGGAGAACUUUACUCGGUCGGACAUUGAGAAAUCGCCCGAGUUACGUGAGGUUCAGCUCCAUGUUAUGCGCUCCACUGAUCCUGUGACGGAGGCCGGGGGGCCUGCCCCGCGGCAGCCGCGGCGGAUGCUGGACGUCCGCCGCCUCGCCGAUAGCCCUGUCUACAGGGUACCGGCCAAACCCUGGACUACUGUGACUGACGACGAUGACCUCGUUUCUCACCUCGUCUCUCUUUAUUUCACCUGGAGCUACCCGUUUUUCUGCUGGCUGGACCGGGAGGUAUUCAUCAGAGAGAUGCAACGGGGCGACCUCAACAGCCGGUAUUGCACGCCGUUCUUGGUAAACGCAAUCCUCUCUGAGGCCAGUUAUCAUUCUGAUUACGCAGAGGCCUUUACCAAGCCGAACGACCCGAUGUCGCGGGGCCAGCACUUUCACGAUGAAGCACGGCGGUUGCUCGAUGAGGGAGAGACGGAGGGGACCGUCAGUAUUGCUACUAUUCAAGGUCUUAUGAUCUUAUGGGUCAGGCUGGUUCUGAUGGGUAAGGAUCGCGUGGGCUGGGUGUACCUGAAUCUUGCAUGUCGCGCUGCAGAAGAAUAUGCAACCUCACAUUCAUCACAAGCAACUGCGGAAGAGAGGAGGAUAGAGGAAACGGUCGUGAAUUGGACACUCUGGGGCAAUUUCAGCAUGGCGGCUACCGCCUCGGCGUCGCUCAUGAAACACAUGCAAACUGAACCGCCUCGACGUCCCCGCGUUCCUAUCAACCACCAGGACCCAAGGGAUGUCUGGUCCCCGUAUCCUCGUUGCAUCGACCCGGUGCCAGGUCACCACAUCUGCGUCUUUGACCAGUGGUGUGAUCUUUGCUGUAUCGCGUUUACCGUCAGCAAGGCGUUCUACUCGGUUGAGCACCGGGUCCCAGCCUCUGAAACCGUUGUCAUGGUCAACGAUGUACAUCGGCGAUUGCAGGGUUGGUAUGCCAAUUUGCCGCCGUGUCUUUAUACUGAAACCGCCGAGGUGCCUCAUGUUGUCGGUGUCCACCUCUUCUACCACACUACCAUCAUUCACAUAUUCUGGCUACUUUCGUCGUACUAUGACUCCACCGGUGAGUACGAUAAAGCUACGUCGGCUCGACAAUUGACUCAUGAGAACGCUCGACGCGUCGCUCAGCUUAUUGGUAUUCACCGUGAGCGUUGGGGAAUCGAUCGGAUGGCCCCCUGCACUAUCCAGUGGGUUACUACCGCUUUAUACACAUUACUAGGAGCACUCGACUCACUCGACAAUCGUAACGCUUUCACCGAGCUCUGCAUUCUGGCCCGGUCGUUCUCUAGACAGUUCCCUCUCGGGAAGGGUAUUAUGCGGAUGCUCCAGCUCACCGCGAAGCAAAUGCAGCUAUCCCUCCCAGAGGAAACCGACUCACUUUUCAGCGAAUUCGCUGCCGAGAACUGGACCGAAAAGGACCGGGAAGCGUUUAGCAGUUUCUAUCCCCACUUCCAAACGGUAAUUCGGAACGGCCCAACAAGGCCGGAUGAUCUGGCUCUCGACAGGUUCCUGGAGAAGUGGGACAAGCUGACCAUCUCCGAUCCAUAAGGGCCUUUGUGCAGCCGCAAUGGAUUAUGACUGUCAGUGCGGCGCAUCGCGAUAUAGCCGACGAGUCGCGAGAGUAUAUAUUAGAAUUGCGCGAUGUAAUUUCUGGGACAC